GGGGAGCUGGGAUGGGAAUCCGCGGACGCAGCCAUUGAGCGAGGGAGGUCGGCCAUCGGGCCGGGUUCCCCACAGCGCUCGGGACGCUGGGUUGUGCACUGGGGCUCUGGGCCCCGAAGAGGAGCGUCCUCCCACUCCUGCGCCUUGCUUCUCUGUGCCCCGGGGACCCUGCCUGGGCGCCCCCCGCCGGCGCGAUGGCCUGUCCAAAGUGGCUGCUGGCCAUGCUCCCUCUGUGCCUUGUCCCGCUGCUCCUUCUCCCAGUGGCAGGGGGUGCAGGUGGCAGCAGGUCCUUCCGUGCCUUUGUGGUGACAGACACCACGCUCACCCACCUGGCUGUGCACCGAGUGACUGGGGAGGUGUUUGUGGGUGCAGUGAACCGAGUCUUCAAGCUGGCCCCCAACCUGACCGAGCUUCGGGCCCAUGUAACGGGGCCUGUGGAGGACAAUGCCCGUUGCUACCCACCCCCGAGUAUGCGUGUGUGUGCUCACCGCCUGCUGCCCGUGGACAACGUGAACAAGUUACUACUCAUAGACUAUGCGGCCCGUCGCCUGGUGGCCUGUGGCAGCAUCUGGCAGGGUAUUUGCCAGUUCCUGCGCCUGGAUGACCUCUUCAAGCUGGGGGAGCCACACCAGCGGAAGGAGCACUACCUGUCAGGGACGCAGGAGCCGGACUCCGUGGCCGGGGUCAUUGUGGAGCAGGGCCAGGGGCCCAGCAAGCUGUUCGUGGGCACUGCUGUGGACGGCAAGUCGGAGUACUUCCCUACCUUGAGCUCGCGCAAGCUCAUUGGCGACGAGGAUAGUGCCGAUAUGUUCAGUCUGGUGUACCAGGACGAGUUCGUGUCCUCGCAGAUCAAGAUCCCCUCUGACACGCUGUCCCUCUACCCUGCCUUUGACAUCUACUACAUCUAUGGCUUUGUGAGCGCCUCCUUUGUGUACUUUCUGACGCUGCAGCUGGAUACCCAGCAGACGCUGCUGGACACGGCAGGCGAGAAGUUCUUCACCUCCAAGAUUGUGCGCAUGUGUACAGGGGACUCGGAGUUCUACUCGUACGUGGAGUUCCCCAUCGGCUGCUCCUGGCGUGGUGUGGAGUACCGCUUGGUGCAAAGUGCUCACCUGGCCAAGCCCGGCCUGCUGCUGGCCCAGGCACUGGGCGUGCCAGCCGACGAGGACGUCCUCUUCACCAUCUUCUCCCAGGGCCAGAAGAACCGGGCCAGCCCGCCUCGGCAGACCAUCCUCUGCCUCUUUACGCUCAGCAACAUCAACGCGCACAUCCGGCGCCGCAUCCAGUCCUGUUACCGUGGGGAGGGCACGCUGGCCUUGCCCUGGCUACUGAACAAGGAGCUACCCUGCAUCAACACUCCCAUGCAGAUCAAUGGAAACUUCUGCGGGCUGGUCCUGAAUCAGCCCCUGGGUGGCCUGCACGUGAUCGAGGGGCUGCCCCUGCUGGCCGACAGCACCGAUGGCAUGGCCAGCGUGGCCGCCUACACCUACCGCCAGCACUCUGUGGUGUUCAUUGGCACACGCAGCGGCAGUCUAAAGAAGGUGCGGGUUGAUGGCACCCAGGAUGCCUACCUCUAUGAAACGGUCCCUGUGGUAGAUGGCAGCCCCAUCCUGCGAGACCUGCUCUUCAGCCCUGACCACCACCACAUCUACCUCCUGAGUGAGAAGCAGGUGAGCCAGCUCCCUGUGGAGACCUGCGAGCAGUACCUGAGCUGCGCGGCCUGCCUGGGUUCGGGAGAUCCGCACUGCGGCUGGUGCGUGCUGCAGCACAGGUGCUGCCGGGAAGGGGCCUGUCCAGGCGCCUCUGCCCCUCAUGGUUUUGCUGAAGAGCUGAGUAAGUGUGUCCAGGUGCGGGUCCGACCCAACAACGUGUCGGUGACAUCACCUGGGGUGCAGCUGAUGGUAGCCGUGCACAACGUGCCAGACCUCAGUGCGGGAGUGAGCUGUGCCUUCGGUGAGGGGAUGGAGAGCGAGGCCGUCCUACUGGCAUCGGGGGAGCUGCGCUGCCCUUCGCCCUCCCUCCAAGAACUGCAGGCUCUCACCAGAGGCCACGGGGCCACACGCACCGUGCGGCUGCAGCUGCUUGCCAAGGAGACCGGUGUGAAGUUCGCCAGUGCUGACUUUGUUUUCUACAACUGCAGUGUUCUUCAGUCGUGCAUGUCUUGUGUGGGUAGCUCUUACCCCUGCCACUGGUGUAAGUACCGCCACGUGUGUACCAGCCACCCCCACGAGUGCUCUUUCCAGGAGGGCAGGGUCCACAGCCCCGAGGGCUGCCCCGAGCUCCUUCCUCGGGGGGACCUCCUGAUCCCUGUGGGGGUCAUGCAGCCCCUCACCCUGCGAGCGAAGAACCUGCCACAGCCGCAGUCGGGCCAGAAGAACUACGAGUGUGUGGUGCGGGUGCAGGGGCGGCAGCAGCGGGUGCCUGCCGUGCGCUUCAACAGCAGCAGUGUGCAGUGCCAGAAUGCCUCGUACUCCUACGAAGGUGAUGAGUACGGUGACACCGAGCUGGACUUCUCUGUUGUCUGGGAUGGAGAUUUCCCCAUCGACAAGCCUCCUAGCUUUCGAGCCCUUCUGUACAAGUGCUGGGCACAGCGGCCUAGCUGUGGCCUCUGCCUCAAAGCCGACCCUCGCUUCAAUUGCGGCUGGUGCGUCUCGGAGCACAGGUGCCAGCUGCGGGCGCACUGCCCAGCCCCCAGAACCAACUGGAUGCACCCAAGCCAGAAGGGCACCCGGUGCAGCCACCCCCGCAUCAGCCAGAUCCACCCACUCAUGGGACCCAAGGAGGGGGGCACCCGGGUCACCGUCGUGGGUGAGAACCUGGGCCUCGCCUCGCGGGAGGUCAGCCUGCGGGUGGCCGGUGUGCGCUGCAACUCCAUCCCCACCGAGUAUGUCAGCGCCGAGAGGAUUGUCUGUGAGAUGGAGGAGUCGCUGGUGCCCAGCCCGCCGCCAGGGCCUGCCGAGCUCUGUGUUGGCGACUGUUCUGCUGACUUCCGCACGCAGUCUGAGCAGUUGUACAGCUUCGUGACCCCAACCUUUGACCGAGUGAGUCCCACUCGGGGCCCGGCCUCAGGGGGCACACGGCUCACCAUUUCUGGCCGCUCUCUGGAUGCUGGCAGCAGUGUGACAGUGACUGUGAGAAAUGGCGAAUGUCAGUUUGUCAGGAGAGAUGCUGAGGCGAUCGUGUGUAUCUCGCCCGUCUCCGCCCUGGGCCCCAGCCAGGCCCCCAUCACCCUCGCCAUUGACCAUGCCAACAUCUCCAGCCCUGGGGUCAUCUACACCUACACUCAGGACCCCACCGUCACGCACCUCGAGCCCACCUGGAGUAUCAUCAACGGAAGCACUGCCAUCACUGUGAGCGGGACCCACCUACUGACGAUCCAGGAGCCCCGGGUCCGGGCCAAGUACCGUGGCAUCGAGACCACCAACACGUGCCAGGUGAUCAACGACACUGCCAUGCUGUGUAAGGCCCCCGGCAUCUUCCUCGGGCGGCCCCAGCCUCGGGCACAGGGCGAGCAUCCGGAUGAGUUCGGCUUCCUGCUGGACCAUGUGCAGACGGCCCGCUCCCUCAACCGCUCCUCCUUCACGUACUACCCUGACCCCAGCUUUGAACCUCUCGGGCCCUCUGGGGUCCUGGAUGUCAAGCCUGGAUCCCAUGUUGUGCUGAAGGGCAAGAAUCUGAUCCCUGCGGUGGCUGGCAGCUCCCGCCUCAACUACACAGUACUGAUCGGGGGCCAGCCGUGUGCACUUACGGUGUCUGACACACAGCUGCUGUGUGACUCGCCCCGCCAGACGGGUCGCCAGCCUGUUAUGGUGCUGGUGGGUGGCCUGGAGUUCUGGCUGGGCACCCUGCACAUCACAGCUGAGCGGGCGCUCACCCUGCCAGCCCUGGUGGGGCUGGCGGUUGGCGGUGGGCUCCUGCUGCUAGCCAUCGCUGCUGUGCUGCUCGCCUACAAGCGCAAGACACAGGACGCAGACCGCACGCUGAAGCGGCUGCAGCUGCAGAUGGACAACCUGGAGUCCCGCGUGGCGCUGGAGUGCAAGGAAGCCUUUGCGGAGCUGCAGACGGACAUCCACGAGCUGACGAGUCACAUGGAUGGUGUGCAGAUCCCCUUCCUGGACUAUCGCACCUAUGCCGUGCGUGUGCUCUUCCCCGGCAUCGAGGCCCACCCGGUGCUCAAGGAGUUAGAUACUCCGCCCAGCGUGGAGAAGGCCCUGCGCCUCUUUGGGCAGCUGCUGCACAGCCGGGCCUUUGUGCUUACCUUCAUCCACACGCUGGAGGCCCAGAGCAGCUUCUCCAUGCGUGACCGUGGCACUGUGGCCUCGCUUACCAUGGUGGCGCUGCAGAGCCGGCUCGACUAUGCCACCGGGCUGCUCAAGCAGCUGCUGGCUGACCUCAUAGAGAAGAACCUGGAGAGCAAGAAUCAUCCAAAGCUGUUGUUGCGCAGGACUGAGUCGGUGGCGGAGAAGAUGCUUACCAACUGGUUCACACUCCUGCUGCACAAGUUCCUGAAGGAGUGCGCGGGGGAGCCUCUCUUCCUGCUGUACUGCGCCAUCAAGCAGCAGAUGGAGAAGGGCCCCAUCGACGCCAUCACAGGCGAGGCCCGCUACUCCCUGAGCGAGGACAAGCUCAUCCGGCAGCAGAUCGACUACAGGACGCUGACGCUGCACUGCAUGUGCCCCGAGAGCGAGGGUGGCAGCCAGGUCCCGGUGAAGGUGCUCAACUGUGACAGUGUUACCCAAGCCAAAGACAAGCUGCUGGAUGCUGUGUACAAGGGCAUCCCCUACUCGCAGCGCCCCAAAGCCGAGGACAUGGACCUGGAGUGGCGCCAGGGCCGCAUGGCUCGCAUCAUCCUCCAGGAUGAGGAUGUCACCACAAAGAUUGAGUGUGACUGGAAGAGGGUCAACUCCCUGGCCCACUACCAGGUGACAGAUGGUUCCUUAGUAGCCCUGGUGCCCAAACAAGUGUCCGCCUACAACAUGGCCAACUCCUUCACCUUCACUCGCUCCCUCAGCCGUUAUGAGAGCUUGCUCCGCACCACCAGCAGCCCCGACAGCCUCCGCUCACGGGCACCAAUGAUCACGCCCGACCAGGAGACGGGCACCAAGCUGUGGCAUCUGGUGAAGAACCACGACCAUGCCGACCACCGGGAGGGGGACCGUGGAAGCAAGAUGGUUUCAGAGAUCUACCUAACGCGCCUGCUGGCCACCAAGGGCACGCUGCAGAAGUUUGUAGAUGACCUCUUUGAGACCGUGUUCAGCACAGCCCACCGGGGCUCGGCACUGCCCCUCGCUAUCAAAUACAUGUUCGACUUCCUGGACGAGCAGGCUGACCAGCGGCAGAUCAGUGACCCUGAUGUGCGCCACACCUGGAAGAGCAACUGCCUGCCCCUGCGUUUCUGGGUGAACGUGAUCAAGAACCCGCAGUUCGUGUUCGACAUCCACAAGAGCAGCAUCACGGAUGCCUGCCUGUCCGUGGUGGCCCAGACCUUCAUGGACUCCUGCUCCACGUCGGAGCACCGCCUGGGCAAGGACUCGCCCUCCAACAAGCUGCUGUAUGCCAAGGACAUCCCCAACUACAAGAGCUGGGUGGAGAGGUACUAUCGAGACAUCGCGAAGAUGGCAUCCAUCAGUGACCAGGACAUGGACGCCUACCUGGUGGAGCAGUCCCGUCUGCAUGCCAAUGACUUCAAUGUCCUAAGUGCGCUCAGUGAGCUCUACUUCUAUGUCACCAAGUACCGCCAGGAGCUCCUCACCGCUCUGGACAGAGACGCCUCCUGUCGGAAGCACAAGCUGCGCCAGAAGCUUGAGCUGAUCAUCAGCCUCGGGUCCAGCAGCAGCUGAGGGUGGGGGGUGGGCGAGGAGGGGGCUUCUGGUUCCUGAGCCGGCCUCCUAUCAUCGUCACAGGCCGGGCUUGCGCCCGCCUGGGUCCCCAGGUGUUGUGGGGGAGGCCACCAGGCCAUGGUGCCCCUGGCGUACCUGGGCCCCUUCCUUAGUGCCUUGAUUUGGGCCCUGCGGGGGGAGGUGGUGACAGGACCAAGCCCUCUCCCCGGCAGCAGCAAUGCCACACCCUCCUGGCCCUGAGCGCAGAGGCUGGAGACACCCCGCCCUCUGUGCUACUUAUCCCUUGACCGCCUAUUUAUUAAAUUUAACGUCCACCUGGA
This is a messenger RNA of Chinchilla lanigera (long-tailed chinchilla), 6160 nucleotides long. RefSeq names its product plexin A3 (gene Plxna3). Gene Ontology annotation, cellular component: semaphorin receptor complex. Lineage: Eukaryota; Metazoa; Chordata; Mammalia; Rodentia; Chinchillidae. The coding region runs from base 195 to 5840 and encodes 1881 amino acids. Gene Ontology annotation, biological process: regulation of cell shape; regulation of cell migration; regulation of GTPase activity. The record is from RefSeq and is a predicted model, not a curated record. Gene Ontology annotation, molecular function: protein binding; semaphorin receptor activity. The transcript has 33 exons.